Molecule: messenger RNA, 1580 nt
Organism: Bradysia coprophila
Lineage: Eukaryota; Metazoa; Arthropoda; Insecta; Diptera; Sciaridae
Gene: TfIIEalpha
Product: transcription factor IIEalpha
Biological process (GO): transcription initiation at RNA polymerase II promoter
Cellular component (GO): transcription factor TFIIE complex
Source: RefSeq, a predicted model, not a curated record
AAGAAGAGUUUGCAUGAUUUUAGUUGUUGAUAUAUUGUUGAGUUGUAACAAUUAACCGGAAUACUUAUCGAAGAUUUCACCAGCUCAACUAAAGUCAUCCAAAGUUCGACUUGUUUACUAAGGCAUGUCGCUAGUGAAUAUGUUGGUGAUAUAAGGAAAUUAUUAAAGUUUUGUUCUGAUUCCGACAAUUAAUUAAAAACAAACACAAUGAGUGAUCGUAAAGAGCAGCGUGACCAACAGCGGUUACUGACGGAAAUACCGAGUAGCCUAAAACAAUUGGCCCGAUUGGUUGUUAGAGGGUUCUAUACGAUUGAAGAUGCCCUCAUCGUUGAUAUGCUAGUUAGAAAUCCUUGUAUGAAAGAGGACGAUAUUUGCGAGCUGCUGAAAUUCGAACGAAAACAGUUGCGCUCUCGGAUCUCCAUACUUAAAACGGAUAAAUUUCUUCAAAUUCGAUUGAAAAUGGAAACCGGACCGGAUGGUAAAGCUGCCAAAGUCAACUAUUACUUCAUAAAUUACAAAACAUUCGUCAAUGUUGUCAAAUACAAAUUGGAUCUGAUGCGAAAGCGAAUGGAAACUGAGGAACGGGACGCCACCAGUCGAGCUAGUUUCAAGUGUCCCAAUUGCAAUAAAACAUUCACCGAUUUGGAGGCCGAUCAAUUGUUCGAUUUUCAAACGGGUGAAUUUCAUUGCACAUUCUGUGGGAGCACGGUUGAAGAAGACAUGUCGGCGCUACCGAAAAAGGACUCUCGUUUAUUAUUAGCUAAAUUCAAUGAACAGCUUCAACCACUUUACGAUUUGCUUCGAGAAGUUGAAGAUAUAAAAUUGUCACCGGAAUGCCUCGAACCGGAACCAACGGAUUUAGAUUCGAUACGAGGACUCAAUAAGCAAACGUCUCGUCUACCCAACGAACCAUGGUCCGGUGAAGCGACCAGAAAUCAAGGUUUUGCUGUGGAAGAAGCCCGCGUCGACGUCACCAUUGGCGGUUCGGAUAUUCCAGAUGCAGUUAAACAAAAAGACCGUCCAGUUUGGAUGACUGAAAGUACGGUCAUUACAAAUGAUACCGCUACGAUGGAUAGUGCAGACUCAAUAUUGGAAAAGGCCGCACAGUCUUCCACCCAAAGCAGUGGGACAAAUUCAACAUCAACGACGAGAAAUCGAAAAGAAAAUGAGGACAUUAUGUCUGUGUUGCUGCAACAUGAAAAGCAGCAAGGAAUUCGAUCGAAUGCAGCAGUCAAAGGGCUGGGUGGUGGCAAUUCCAGCGAUUCGAGUGACGAUGAAAAUGAAAUCGAUAACACAGAGAUACCUGACAUUGAUAUCAUGGAGUCAGAUUCAGACGACGAUUCGCCAACAGUCAUGGUUGCCGGAAGACCACAUUCGAUCGAUGAGAUCAACGACGAAUUAAUUGCACAGAUGACCCAACAGGAGAAGGAUACUUACAUUCAAGUUUACCAAGAUCAUUUUUCAGAAUACAUUUAGAAAACAUUUAUUAAGCCAAAUGUCAGUCAUGUGGACGAGUGAAUGUAUACGGUUGAAUAUCGAUUGAAAGUCGAGCCGAUGAAUGGAAAUAAAAAGUACAAAAA